Molecule: messenger RNA, 1298 nt
Organism: Chlamydomonas reinhardtii
Lineage: Eukaryota; Viridiplantae; Chlorophyta; Chlorophyceae; Chlamydomonadales; Chlamydomonadaceae
Exons: 7
Coding region: 129-788 (219 amino acids)
Source: RefSeq, a predicted model, not a curated record
CCACCCAGCGUUUCAGACACCUCGCGUUCCCUCCGUCAUUUGCUUUCCACUUCUUGCUUAGGCCUUUAUUCACCCAAUUAACAUAACACACGCCACGUACGCUGCUCCACGUCUAGCAAGCAGCGAGCAUGUCUACUGCAGCUGCGCAAACGGCAUUGGCUGGGAGCGCGGCGGGAGGAGGAGCGGCACUUGCCGACGCCACGGCGGAGCGGCAGCAGCAGCAGCGGUUGCAGCAUUUGGGUGCGGGCGACAACGAGCCCUCCGCCGAGCUCGCAGCCGCCAGCUAUCGCGCGGCGGACGAGAAUGAAAUGCUGGCGGCGCUCAAAGCCGAGGCCAAGGCACGCACCAUCAGCUACCACAGUGACACGGGCGGACACGACCCGCCGCGCAAUUCGCCGCCCUCGCUCGCCAGCGGUGCCUUUGGCAAGUAUGCGGCGGCGGUUGCUGCCAACCGCCACAUGAGCCCCCUGGCCGUCAUGUCGGGAGUCAAGGUGCCGGCGGCGCAAGACGCGCUGCCAGGGGAGGAGGAGGUGGCGGCCAGGCUGGCGUCGGAGGCCGCCGCCGCCUACGAGGCCGAGAAGGCGGCGGGCGGCGGCGCAGUGCCGCGGGCGGGUGUGGCCUCCAAGCUGCAGAGCGCGGCGGAUAAGUACGCGCGCAUGGUCGCCAUGGACAAGGAGGCGCUGCCGUCUCCCGGCGGCGGCAGCGGCGGCGGCGGCAGCAGUGGCGGCGGCGGCGGCGGCGGCUCGGCGGAUCGCGGCAGGGGGCAGCAGGUGGAGCAGGGGCGGUAGGGGGAGCAGCAGGGGAGUUAAGACAGCGCAGCUGCAGGGAGAGCAGCAGUAGCAGAAGUAAGGGGCAGCAGGAGCAGGACUACUGCACUGCUGCGGGAUGGACUGCUGCAUUACCCCCGGCGGGCUGAUGCUGAGGAGUAUUUAGGGGGCGCGGCGGGCCGUGGCAGUAGUCGCAGGGGUAGGGGACAAAAUGGGGAGUGGGGAGAGCAGCACUAGCAGCGGGGUGUGGUAGCAAAGGAGGGCAGGGGAUGGACUACUGCACUCGUGGCGGCGGAGGAUGAAUACUGCUGGAGGUGGCGGCGGUGGCGGCGGGCAGUAGUGCAGCUGUGUCGGCCGUGCGUGGCAAUGCGUGCUGGAGGCGGCGGCGGUGGCGGCAGUGGACGGAGGCAGUGUAGCGAGGCAGUGUAGCGAGGCAGGGGCAGCAGUGUCGGAACCGCCGCGUUGCUUCCAUGUUUCAAGGAAUUCUCUUGACGAUGAGAUGGGGACCCGCCGCAGUAAAAAUGGUUAGUG